AGAAUGUCACCUCAAAAUUGGUUACAAAAAAAAUCUGUCACUAUAAUUUGGCAACAUUGUAUUGUUUAUACUUUCCAAAAAUGUCCGUUGAAGUUUGAUCCAAAUUGGGAGGAAGCGUUUUGAAUUUUCAAUUUCGUAAAUAAAAAGUAGUGUGUAAUUAUAAAGACUAUAACUUUACUAUUACGAAUCUGUAUUUAUCUAAGUGUUCUGUUCAUGUUAUUUAUAAAUAAUUUUAAGGCGUAAUUUAUGUGCAAUGAUGGUGGAAAAUCGAAUAUCCUCUACUCCAGGAUUAUCAAGACGGAGUAUUGGCGGGAGCAGCAAUAGUUCUAUUAGAAGAAGAAGUCUUAUACCGCAAACUCGAGUGGCUAAUACCAGAGAUGAGGACCGGAAUGACGACGAUGCGGAAAGGUCAUCACUGGUGGCGUCGGAACGAUCAGUGGUCACGUCGACGCCGCAAGCGUCUCCGCGCCGACCGCGCGAGACUAUGACGUCAUCCCCGCAGAAAGAACACUUUCAGGGCUGCCUCAAGCUUUAUGCUGAAAAUAAAAUAACAAAAGACAACGCAUGGAACCUACAGCUGAUAGAUUUCAUGUCGUCGAUGCUGCGCCGGCACGACACUCGCAUGGAGAACCUCCAGACGGCUUCCACGGUGGUGGACGCGUCCGCACGCAUCUACUCCUUUAGAGUCGAUGCUGUGCAUUAUGAUGUGCUGAAGAUAGCUGGGGGGUUGACGAAGGCCGCCUCGACAAAAAGGGGUAAGAAAGACGAUGACAAUGGUUCUCAAGACGAAGGUGCGGCAGACGGUGAUGGCCCGGUGGCGCCAACCAAGAAAAAGAAAAAGAAAUCGAGAGGAGCUGUGGCUGCACAUCCCGAGAUCUUCAAUGGGCAAUUUGAUUCUAAUGAGUACAUAGAUGCAUUCUUCGAGAGACUGGCGGCCACCGCGGGUGAUGUGACGUCAUCAAACAGAGCAUUUAAUGCAACAUUGCCUAUACACGACAAAACGCUGGCAUUAAUAUUAAGAACUGAUGACCCUUUCCUGGAACCUAUAAAGGAGAAUGUGCCAGAAGACUUAAACCUAAAUGACCGCGUCACAAUAGCUGCGAAAUUAUUGCCUGCCUUCGUUGAUACUGAUCAAAUAUGUGAACCAUUCUCAGGGUUCUCUAUUAGUAAUUGGGAUCCGGAGACUGAAGAUACGAACGACCGUGUUAACAAUUGGGUGGAAGAUAAUAGAUUAAACUUAUCACAACAAGCAUUAGCUUUUGACGUAAAUGCGGAGGUUGAGCCCAUCCCACAGGACGAUGUACAUAAUGAUUUGUAUGAGGACGAGCCGCUGGGCGGCGUGGACAGCGGCGAGGAGGCGGACGCGGCGGUGGCGGCGUGCGUGGCGCGCGCGGCGGCGGGCGCGGUGCUGGCCGAGCUGCGCGACAUGCGCCCCGCCGCGCCCGCCGACUCGCGCCUCGAGUACUCCUACUGCGGCGCCGUGCUCGCCGCCUGGGCCGGGCCCUCGCAUUGGCGCCUCAAGAACAACCGCGCAUCCAAAAUGACAGAGCGCACCCAGUCGACCACGGGGCGGUUGACGGCAGUGGAAGGCAGGCGGCCGGCACGGAUGAAACGGCAGCUGGACUUCACGGGCGCGGGGCUCGCGUUCGACUGCCGCGCUGAGCUGGGCGGCGAUUAUGAACCCACGCAACCCGCAAAGAUCAUGAUCAGCAGGAAGACACUGGCCACCGGACACACAUGGAACGAAGCUAACUUCAAAACUCCUAUUGAUAGAGGCUUAGACGAGUCCCACUUCCGGAAGCUGUUCCUCCGGCGUAACGUGAUGAUGAUGCGCAAAAAAGACCUUGAGCACAGCAAACAACCCGAACCGGAGCCGGUUACCGUCGAAGAAGUGCGCGACUAUGACUACAACAACGAAAAUGACGCGUCAUACUGUCCGAAUAAUAUGCCGGAAGCGGACGAAUGGGGCAAUGAAGACGCGACGGCAGCAGGUGAUCUACACGAUCAAGUCAAAGCUGCGGAGUUAGAAGAAAUUGGCGAUAUGCUCGAACCACCUACUAAGGUGGCAAAAAUUUUCAUACCCUACGCAAUGCGUUCAAAGAAAGUGGACAUGAAGCAACUGAAACAUUGUACCUGGAAAAUGCUCACAGAAAAAACACCGGAAGGUGCGAAAGAGGAUGUCAGCCAAUCCACAUUCUUUACGAUAUACUCACGAUUGCCGAGCAAACUAUCGACAAAUAUGCGCGAGUCGCUCAGCGUCCCGCUAGCGCUACUUUCAGUGCUUCAUCUUGCAAACGAAAAGGGGCUUAUAUUGGAAAAACGAGAAGAUCUUAAAGAUAUAGGCAUAAUAGGCUUAAUAAAAUAAGUUUUACUUAGAGUAAAUUUAAGCGCCUCGCAAGUGAGGUACUUCUGCAGGUCUACAAAUAGAAAAAUUAAUAUCGAUAAUUAGACUAAUUAUCUCUUCUUAGUUGUUUCACCACUGUUUUCAAUAAACAAUUUUAAUCUUAGACUGACUCCGAGAAUAAAUCAAACGAAAUGAGACGUUUGAAAGCCCGACAUUACAAAAACCUUUGUUCUGAUUGGUCCAUUUUUGUAAUGAGUUGAAAAAAAAAGAGAUAAGGUUUAUAGAAAAUGGUGGUAAAUUAAUUAGCCUUUCGAUAUAUAGUGUUGCGAUUACUCCUCCGAUUUCCAGUGCUGGACAUUUGUAAAUAUUUUGUGUUUUUGUAAUACAAUUUGUAAACAUCAUUGAAUGUAUAAGUUGUUUUAUAAGCAUUUAUUUUGUAUAUUAAUUUAGGUGUUGAUUAAAAAGUAUUAAUAUGGAG
This is a messenger RNA of Manduca sexta (tobacco hornworm), 2822 nucleotides long. It is a transcript of the gene barr, whose product is annotated as condensin complex subunit 2. Gene Ontology annotation, molecular function: chromatin binding. The coding region runs from base 254 to 2365 and encodes 703 amino acids. The transcript has 12 exons. Gene Ontology annotation, biological process: mitotic chromosome condensation. The record is from RefSeq and is a predicted model, not a curated record. NCBI's taxonomy places the organism in Eukaryota, Metazoa, Arthropoda, Insecta, Lepidoptera, Sphingidae. Gene Ontology annotation, cellular component: condensin complex.